AUGCAGUUCUCCGCGAUGCGAAUGGCGCCACUUUCGAUCUUGGUUAUCGUUCUUGUCACUUUGGCUUGGACAUCGCAAUCCCGUCAGUUACGCCCUGCAAAGUACUCGUACCAACAGCUUCCAAACAGGUUUUGGAGACGAAGAGUGCACAUGAUGGACAGGGACUCAUUCGUCAGUGGCGAUAGCUCCCUCGGCAUUACAACCGGCGUCGAGAACUUCUCCCAGGACGAAACCCGAGAUCCCGACGAUUUUUCUGACCCCCGCGGCUUGGCUGAGGUUCAUGCAACGUUUGUACGGGCCAUACCCAUCCAGUAA
Messenger RNA from Puccinia triticina, 315 nucleotides. RefSeq lists its product as uncharacterized. The coding region runs from base 1 to 315 and encodes 104 amino acids. The transcript has a single exon. Lineage: Eukaryota; Fungi; Basidiomycota; Pucciniomycetes; Pucciniales; Pucciniaceae. The record is from RefSeq and is a predicted model, not a curated record.